Molecule: messenger RNA, 491 nt
Organism: Acanthochromis polyacanthus (spiny chromis)
Lineage: Eukaryota; Metazoa; Chordata; Actinopteri; Pomacentridae
Gene: dpy30
Product: dpy-30 histone methyltransferase complex regulatory subunit
Exons: 5
Coding region: 132-413 (93 amino acids)
Cellular component (GO): Set1C/COMPASS complex
Source: RefSeq, a predicted model, not a curated record
CACUGAUCCGGUUUUUUAUUGUAAUUUCGCCUCUUUCUCUGUGUGUUCGAGGUUCGGUUCUGUGAUUCGGUGUUCCGUUGAGCCCGCAGAGUUCCGGUUCAGCCGCCGAUCACGCAGACGGAGAUCAGCUGAUGGAGGGACACACACCUGUUUCUGAAAACCCUCAUGCAGAGUACGGCCUGACAGACAACAUCCAGAGGACGGUGGAGAACGAGAAGGCAAGUGCAGAGAAGAUGUUGAAGCAGAAGGUGGACCUGCAGGCGCUGCCCACCAGAGCCUACCUGGACCAGACGGUGGUUCCCAUCCUGCUGCAGGGGCUGUCGGUGCUGGCCAAGGAGAGGCCUCCAAACCCCAUCGAGUAUCUGGCAGCGUUUCUGCUGAAGAACAAAUCCCAGUUUGACGAGAGGAAUUAAAGAAAGCUUUCCUGCAGUAGAAGCUCGUUAACCAACCGCUAGAUUCUUUUAUAAUUCUCAAUAAAGCAGCUGAAGUGA